Aspergillus puulaauensis is the source of this 1479-nucleotide messenger RNA. RefSeq lists its product as uncharacterized. Gene Ontology annotation, cellular component: membrane. Gene Ontology annotation, molecular function: transmembrane transporter activity. Lineage: Eukaryota; Fungi; Ascomycota; Eurotiomycetes; Eurotiales; Aspergillaceae. The transcript is spliced from 2 exons. Bases 1 to 1479 code for a protein of 492 amino acids. Gene Ontology annotation, biological process: transmembrane transport. The record is from RefSeq and is a predicted model, not a curated record.
AUGUCGAUCACCGAGAAGAGGGAACCCCCCCCCCUGGACCGCAUCGAGUCUGCUAAUGUUGGUAGCGUCAGGGAUGCAGGACUUGGGUAUGAAGCCCAACUGCAGCCGAAUCGACGAAUGUCCACGAUUCUCUUCCUUUCCUUGUCAAUCACAGCAGUCCCCUAUGGCCUUGGCAGCUCUCUACUGAACGCCGUAUAUGGAGGUGGUCCACUGGCAAUCUUCGUGGGGCUUCUAGUAGUGUUGGUGCUCGAUUGUUGUCUGGCAUUGUCAUUAUCAGAACUCGCGUCGAGAUAUCCCGCCUCAUCUGGUGUUUACUACUGGUCAUACAGACUGAUGAAGCUCGAGCGGAGUAAACGACGAUUCCUAUCUUUUACAACAGGCUGGCUCUGGUUGAUAGGCCACUGGACCAUCACAUUAUCCGUCAAUUUCGGCUUCGUUUCCAUGUUGAUGGCGACUGUGGCAAUCUAUGAACCAACAUGGGAGCCAUCACCUUGGCAGGUCCUUUUGAUAUUCUGGCUAACAUGCCUUCUAACGUUUGCGAUAUGCUCGACAUGCAAUUCCCUGCUUCCGCUGGUCGAUACCGUCGCAGCCACGUUUGUCUUGAUCACCACACUGGCCAUCGCAAUAGCUGUUUCUGCCACUGCAAAAGCCGGGAGACAUUCUGCAUCCUACGCACUCGGUCAUUUCGAUCCGAGCCUGUCUGGCUGGGGCAAUUUCGGAUUCUUUAUCGGCCUGCUGCCUCCUGCGUAUACGUUCUCGGCGCUCGGCAUGGCCACAUCUAUGGCGGAGGAGUGUACCGAUCCAGAAAUCCAGCUUGCCCAAGCCAUUAGUCUAGUUCCAGGGAUUGGCGGGCUGAUAUGUCUGCUAUUCGUCCUGCCCAUAUGUUUCACCCUUCCACCAGUGGGAGAUAUCAUUGCUGAAACCGUCUACAACCAGCCGCUUCCCACUAUUCUGCUCGCCGUCACAGGUUCAAAUGCCGUGACCAUGUUCUUGAUGGUUCUAGUCCUUAUUGUUACUCUUUUCUGUGCAAUCAGUAUCACCACGACCGCGUCCCGAUGCACCUGGGCCUUUUCACGGGACAAUGCCCUUCCCUUGUCCGCAUGGUGGUCUCGGACAAUCUACGGUCAACCGCUCGCUGCACUAGGGCUAGUGACAGUUGUGGAAAUGCUACUGGGAAUUAUAUACAUUGGAAGCAGCAGUGCCUUCACAGCAUUUGCAUCCGUUGGUGUCAUUGCUCUUGCAGCUUCCUACGGUGUCCCGCUAGCUAUUAGUAUCUUCACCGGGCGCCAGGAGGUCAAUAAAGCUCGCUGGAAAUUGCCACAUCAUCUUGGCCUGGCCGUUAAUUCGGUCGCCCUGGCUUGGAUUCUGUUCCAGGUUGUUCUAUUUUGUAUGCCAGUCAGUAUUCCGGUGACCCCAGCCUCUAUGAGCUAUGCUGCUGUGGUGUUUUAUUCACAGGCCCACCCGAACCAGGUGCGUUAG